AUGGCUCCCCACCUCUCCGUCCGCCUCAUCGCACGCGACGGCUCCGGUGGUUCUGGCCUCAGCAGCAUCAUUGUUGCAGGCAUUAUCAUCGCGGGAGCCAUCGGCUUCGGCUGCGCCGUCUGGCUCGGUGUCCGCUGGUACAGGAAACGCGCCGCUGAAAAGCGCGCCGAACGCCGCGGGUCCGCCUUCGACCACUUCCAGGAGUCUGACGAUGCUUCCGAGAAGUCUAGUGCUAAGACCACCGGCUUCUCCAGACAUGCAAUCAACUCUCAAAUCAUCAUGCCCGAACGCGCUGUCCUCCGUCCUGGCGCGACUCGUGACGAAAUCAUUGAACACUACACUGCCGAGGGCAAGCUCCCUCGUCCCUUCUCCCGCAUGAUGAUGCCCCCAGCCAACGUCGAGUCCGACGAGCUCGCGCCCCCUCCCUCGUUCGGCGAGCGGACUCCGAACGGCCGCCCUUCCUCCACCUCCUCCUGGCUUCCCCCCGCUUUCCCCCUCGCCGGCGGUUCGAAACGCUCAUCAGCUAUGUCCAUGGCGUCCUCGCUUGGUAGCAACGGCGUGCCGCAGAAGAAGGUCCGCCAGGUGUUCGACCCCGUGCUCCCCGACGAGCUCGUGCUCUCCCUCGGGGACACCCUCACCGUUGUGCAACAGUACGACGAUGGGUGGUGCAUCGUCGGCCGCGACAGCACCUUCAACCCCGGUGAGGCCGAGCUCGGUGCGAUCCCCGCAUGGUGCUUCCUUAAGCCCGUCAAGGGCCUCCGUGCCGAACGCCCCAUGCGUGUCUCAAGUCUGGGCGUCACCAUCAACCUCGACCAGGGUGGCGGGCCUUCGUUUGGGCCGCGCGACAACGUUAUGUCCUGGUCCAACUUCUGA
Molecule: messenger RNA, 873 nt
Organism: Epithele typhae
Lineage: Eukaryota; Fungi; Basidiomycota; Agaricomycetes; Polyporales; Epitheliaceae
Exons: 2
Coding region: 1-873 (290 amino acids)
Molecular function (GO): protein binding
Source: RefSeq, a predicted model, not a curated record